Messenger RNA from Apiotrichum porosum, 1668 nucleotides. RefSeq lists its product as uncharacterized. The transcript is spliced from 9 exons. Lineage: Eukaryota; Fungi; Basidiomycota; Tremellomycetes; Trichosporonales; Trichosporonaceae. The coding region runs from base 1 to 1668 and encodes 555 amino acids. Gene Ontology annotation, molecular function: sugar-phosphatase activity; beta-phosphoglucomutase activity. The record is from RefSeq and is a predicted model, not a curated record.
AUGACCGCCGCCAUGACGACUGUUCUUGACCCAGCGUACCUCCUCUUUGACAUGGACGGUACCCUCCUUGACUCGACACCCGGUGUCCUUGCCACCUGGGAGGUCUACGCCAAGGAGUUCAACCUCGACCUCGACCACGUUCUCAAGACCGCGCACGGAAUCCCUACACGCCAGAACCUGUCAAACUUCUGCGGCAUCACAGACCCUGCUGAGAACGCCCGCGAAUCGGACCGUUUCGAGGCCAUGAUCGUCAGCGAGGCCCAGCGUCUCCAGAAGGAGGGAAAGACUGGCCUCGAGAUCCUUCCCGGUGUCCACGACCUUCUUACUACCCUCAACUCGGCCCCGACUCCCGUGUGGGCCAUCGUCACCAGCGCCACGCACAAGUACGCCAGCCACGCCCUCCCCACUGCCGCCAUUCCCGCCCACCACCACUUGAUCACUGCCGACAACGUCAAGCAGGGCAAGCCCUUCCCAGAGCCUUACCUCACCGGCGCUGCCACCCUCGGUGUUGACCCCAAGGACUGCAUCGUGUUCGAGGACGCCCCUAGCGGAGUCAUCAGCGGCGUCAAGGCCGGAUGCAAGGUCCUCGCCGUCUGCACCUCGCACCCCCGCGAGGAGCUGGAGGGUCUCGGGGCCACCUGGAUUGUGGACGACCUGUCAAAGGUCUCGGCUGCCAUUGUCGAUGGCAAGGUCCAGCUCACCAUCUCCCACAUUGUCGCUUUCGCUCCUCACGACUCACUGGUCCGGCUCCGCGCGACCAGCCGCGACCUCCUUGGGCUCUGUGACAAGAAACUAGCCAAACACAUUCGUGUCGUUGUCGUGAAGUGUCCCUGCCCUGGAGGCCAUCACCAGUACCACAUUUGCAAGCACAACGCAUUUGGGCUCAGGGGGGUAAACGGCAAGCGCAUUCCGGGUCGCAAUGACGUGGAGAGUGACCGGGCGCAAGACUUCAAGAAGGGCGACAUUCUCCGCCGCAGAAACCUUCACUCGGUCGAGACUGUCGAUGUGUUCGACGUUGAGACAGCCAGGCUAAUACCGUUCGGCCUCCUCUUCAACUUGAUUUACGACUUCCUUGACAUGUCCCCCAUCGGCACCUUCAGAUUCUCGAUCGAAGCGGCCUUUUUCCUAUUCGAUGUUGAAAUCAAUCCGUUCCCGGGUCGUUCUAUCGUCUUUCUCGACCUGAACCAACUCCCCUCCCUACGUGACAGGGAACCCGUGAACUGCAUCAUUGUUCCCGAGCUCAGCACCGAGAUGAUUAUCAACGUGACCUACGACCUUGAGCAACCUCUCUACCGUUUACACUGGGGCGGUGACUGCCCCCGCGCCAUCACCCUCAUCUUGUCACAUCGUGGUGAGGUGCCAAACCUCGAGUCACCUGCCGCCAGCCAGUUCGUUGACGACCUGCUCAACUUUGUCGUUUGCACUGGUGAUAAUAUCGACUUCCCCGACAAUUUCCAACGCACAGUCGUUGGCCUCCCCCAUCAGCUUCCAGGUAUCAAGCCCGAAGGUGCCGAGAAGUUCAAGACCAACCUUAACGCGAGGCUGGUCGCUUUGUCCAAUAGCGACGGUUACGCGUGUAUUGAUAUACUCAAGUUCAUGACCAUGGACGAGUAUCGUGCCUCAAUCCCGGCCGAGCAGUUCCACCUGGAGACGGUCAUGGAUGUGUAG